AUGAAUUUAAUUUUAUAUUCACCAUCGAGAAAAGAAGAAGCGGAUGCGAUAAGAAAAAAAUUCCCCACGAAAGUACCUAUAAUCGUUGAUAGAUUUCACAAGGAAUCAAAUCUUCCGCAAUUAGAAAAAUCAAAAUUUUUGGUGCCACAGGAAAUAACCAUGUCGCAGUUUGUCACAAUUAUCAGGAAUCGAAUGAAAUUAGGAUCGAAUCAAGCUUUUUACCUACUCGUUAACAAUCGAUCCAUGUUGAGCCUGUCGAAAACAUUAUCGGAAGUUUAUAAGGAUCAUAAAGAAAAAGAUGGAUUCCUUUACAUGACAUAUGCAUCGCAAGAGGUUUUCGGUUGA
Messenger RNA from Pediculus humanus corporis (human body louse), 345 nucleotides. Its product is annotated as microtubule-associated proteins 1A/1B light chain, putative. Gene Ontology annotation, biological process: macroautophagy; cellular response to nitrogen starvation; autophagy of mitochondrion. NCBI's taxonomy places the organism in Eukaryota, Metazoa, Arthropoda, Insecta, Psocodea, Pediculidae. The coding region runs from base 1 to 345 and encodes 114 amino acids. Gene Ontology annotation, molecular function: ubiquitin protein ligase binding. The record is from RefSeq and is a predicted model, not a curated record. The transcript is spliced from 4 exons. Gene Ontology annotation, cellular component: autophagosome; autophagosome membrane; cytosol.